CAUUCAUCACAGUAGAAUGAAAAAUGUGACCACUCAAUUUUAUUAGGUUAAAACAGUUUUAAAAAACGUUACCAGAACACGACAGACACGUUGCCUGUUUUUAAAUUGUUUUAUCUCAGAGGCUGACUUUUUGACUUUUAGAUAAGCAAAUGGAAAAUGAACCACUCCGAAGAAAAAAUCCGGAAAAAGGACGCGAGGGAUAGAUCAAACAUCUUUUCAACCAUCACAUAUUUCUAUACGUUUAACCUGUUCAAAAAAGCGUACAAGUCAGAACUGAACGUUGACGACCUGUACCAAGCACCAGAUGAUCUGAAAUCCGAAAGUUGUGGCAAAAGUUUAGAAAAAUCCUGGAAGAAACGAAAGGAGCGAAGCAAAUUUCCGACAGCCCUCGGUUUAUUAUGGAGGCACUUUGGCAAGUUUUAUCUUUUUCUUGGUGUCGUAGAUCUGAGCUUUCACAUCUUUUACGCAACUCUUCAACCGUUGGCUCUGAGCAAGUUCAUCGACUACUUCAGCACCGACACGGAACUCACCAAAGACGAUGCGUUUUAUUAUGCGGGAUUGAUGCUAGUUUUGAACUUUUGUCGGAUAUUCUUUAUGCACAACUAUUCGCUGAUUAUCAUGAAGUUUGCCCUCAAAGUUCGAACCUCUUUUACCGCAUUGCUGUACCGAAAAAUACUCAAAAUCUCACCGAAAGCCUUAAAUGACAUCAGUUUAGGUAAUAUCGUCACUAUUGUGACUAAAGACGUGGCGUCGUUUGAAAAAAACGUUUUUAUGGUGAACGACAUGAUUUUUUGCACCUUGGAGUGCGGUUACGUUACGUAUUUAAUCUAUUCCAAAAUUGGGCCGGUCACAUUUGUUGGCAUUGGUAUUAUGAUUGGGGUGUUACCUCUCCAAGGAUUCUUGGCAAAACUUGUCGUAAAGUGGAGGUUAAAAAUGGCGAAGAAAACGGACGAAAGACUUCAAGUAUUGCAGGAAACAUUGUCGGCCAUUAAAAUUAUAAAAAUGUGCGUCUGGGAAAAAGCGUUCGAGAAGAAACUGUUCUCGACUAGAAUAGAAGAACUGAAAUUGAUGAUCAAAGUCUUUUAUUUGCAAAUCAUAGUCUAUUUGAUCGGUAGCACCACAUCUAAAAUAGCAUUUUUCUCUACCAUUUUGGCCUACAUCAACAUGGGUUAUCCAGCCAGAGCCGAACUAGUCUAUUACGUUCUGUCCUGCUUUAGCACAAUACAGGGACUGUGGGGCAUUUCGAUCCCCUACGGUUGGACCAAUGCCGCCGAAAUGUAUGCUGCUUUAAUUAGAUUAAACACUGUACUAAACGCUGAAGAAGUGGAGAAGAACAUUCCGACGCAAAAAAUGGAUGGUGUAGCUUUGGUUGACUUGGAUCAAGUUACGGUUAAGAAAAAUUUAUUAGAAAAGGUGACAGCAAAAGCUACAAACGGGAUGAUGGUGGUUGUUACUGGGCCUAUUGGAUUAGGAAAAUCUCUUUUACUAAAGACGAUCCUGAGAGAAUAUUCAGGUGGCUGCUUGAAAGUGAAAGGUUCCAUUUCUUAUGCCUGCCAAGAUCCUUGGUUGUUUCCGACUACGAUAAGGCAAAACAUAUUAUUCGGUGAAAAGUACAACGAACAACGCUACAAAGAAGUGAUAAGGGUUUGCGCUCUCCAAUAUGAUUUUGAUGUGUUGGAUUAUGGGGAUGAUACCAUUGUGGCAGACAAAGGUAUGAAUUUGAGCAAAGGGCAACAAGCUAGAAUCAAUUUGGCCAGAGCAGUCUAUCGAAACAGCGACAUUUACUUGCUGGACGAUCCUCUAACAUCUCUAGACGGAAAGAUACAAGACUACAUAUUCAAUGAGUGCAUCAAAAACUUUCUCAAAGAGAAACUAGUCGUUCUUGUCUCUCAAUAUGACAAACACAUACAUCAAGCCGACAAAGUUUGGAUUGUAGACGACGGAAAAUUGAUGGUGGUCGAUCAUUUCUCUCCAAAACUCACCACAGGAACCACUGACAAUUCCAAUGGUUUUAACGAAGAAAGUCUAUCUCAAGUAGAGAACGAGAAAAAUAGCCACAAACCCACAGACAUCUCGGUUUACCAAGAAUCAACGCAGGAAGGGGCGGUACCCUUAAAGCAUUACAUAAGUUAUAUAAAAUUAGGAGGUGGAUUUUUACUUCUCUUCGUGGUAUUUAUGUUUUGUGUUGGUUCUCAAGCGACCAGCAGUUACCUCAGCACUCUGUUAACAAAAUGGGUGGACUUGAACCAAGAAAUUAUCAAUCUCUCUAACAAUACCAACUCCACGGAGUAUCAAGAAACGGUUGACGAAAAUCGUUGGACUAUUAACAUGUAUAUGUACAUGUUAGGAGCUUUGGUGUUUAUGGAUUUUGGUCUUUCGGGUUUCCAUCUUGUUUUCGUCAAAAGAUCGGCCCAGAAAAUUCAUAAACUUAUGGCAACGUCCGUCAUCAAUGCGGUCAUGUCGUUUUUUGAUUUUACCUUUAUUGGGAAUAUAUUAAAUAGAUUUUCGCAAGAUUUAAGUAUUGUUGAUGAACUGUUAGCAUUCAGACUCCUCGAAAUGUUAAGGGUACCCAUCGAGAUAAUCGCAAUAAUCAUAGUGAUCACACAUAUAAACUGGAAAUUUCUUCCUUUAUCUUUCGUAUUUAUAGUCUUUGCUGUUCUUUUGAGAUUUCUUUACAUACCUGCAGGAAGAAGUUUGAGAAGACUUGAAUGCACAACGAGGAGUCCGAUGAUUGGGCACUUGAACUGUUCCUUAGAAGGUUUGACGACAAUCAGAGCGUUCAACAAACAAAAGAUACUCACCAAAGAGAUGGACGAACACCAAGACUUGUACACAUCUGCGAGAUUCAUGUCCUAUUACACCAACAGAGGUUUCGCUUUCCUCCUGGACGUCACUUGUGUGUUAUUGUUGUCCAUCAUUAUAAUCAGGUUCCUGUUCUUCGACACUGAAAUUUCUGCGGGGAGCGUUGGUUUGGGGUUGACCCAAGUGAUGGGGCUGUCCGAUACGAUACAAUGGGGAGUCAGACAAUGGUCCGAAACUGAAAACCAGAUGACUUCCUUCGAAAGAGUCAUGGAAUACACAAAAAUUAAACAGGAAGACAAAUCUGGAAAAACUUUAAAAGACUGGCCGAAAAAAGGCAGCAUUAAAUUCAAAGAUGUGUGUUUGAAUUAUAGCAAAAACGAAAAAGUUCUGAGGGACGUGACGUUUGACGUCCAAUCCGGACAGAAAGUCGGGAUCGUUGGAAGAACUGGUGCCGGCAAAUCAUCAAUUGUCUCCAGUUUGUUCAGGCUGUAUCCCAUCCAAGGCGACAUUUACAUCGACGAUCUGAAGAUAAAAGAUCUAGCGUUAGAUUUCUUAAGGAAGAAUAUUGUUAUCAUUCCGCAAGACCCUGUUUUAUUUUCGGGAUCGAUUCGGUUCAAUUUAGAUCCGAACGGAACGUUUUCCGAUGAAGAGAUCUGGAGAGCCAUCGACAAGGUCGAGAUGAAGGAUCUGGUAGGAAAAUUAGAUGAUGAGAUCUUGUGCAAGUCAGAUUUCAGUGCGGGUCAAAGACAGUUGUUGUGUUUGGCCCGUGCCAUUAUUUUGGAAAGCAAGAUCGUCGUUCUGGACGAAGCCUCCGCCAAUUUGGAUGCAAAAACCGAAAAAAUAUUACAACGUGUAAUCAAGGAGAACUUUUCGAAUUCCACUCUAUUUUUAAUCGCUCACAGAUUAAAUUCCAUUAUUGAUUCUGACAAGAUUUUGGUUUUAGAUAAUGGAGAAGUCGUCGAGUUUGAUUCACCUCGAAUUCUGUUGAAGAAUAUCAACAGCUAUUUUUAUAACAUGAUGGGACGUUUUCGACGCGACGUGUAAACAAUACUAUCAGUGAAUUAAAAUAAAAACAACAAUUUCGUAUAUAUCUAAGCACAUUUGCAAAGGAUUCCUGUAGUAACAGUGGUGCGAAUGACGGGAAUUACCUUUAAAUGUGAACGUGACAACACAAGAUUUCAUUAUUUAAACAUUGUUCACUACGUUUGGAAAUUAGUUGUUAAAAUUGGUGGAGAAGACUGCAAAAAUAGUAUUUGUGUUAAAUGUGUU
This is a messenger RNA of Aethina tumida (small hive beetle), 4071 nucleotides long. RefSeq names its product probable multidrug resistance-associated protein lethal(2)03659. Gene Ontology annotation, molecular function: ATP binding; ATP hydrolysis activity; ABC-type transporter activity. NCBI's taxonomy places the organism in Eukaryota, Metazoa, Arthropoda, Insecta, Coleoptera, Nitidulidae. Bases 157 to 3846 code for a protein of 1229 amino acids. The transcript is spliced from 8 exons. The record is from RefSeq and is a predicted model, not a curated record. Gene Ontology annotation, biological process: transmembrane transport. Gene Ontology annotation, cellular component: membrane.